UUUUAUCUCUCAAACCCCUCCCCACUUCCCAUGUCAGACAGCACCAAGCCCGCGGAAAACGGCAAUGGCCCGGCGGCCAAAAAGAGCCUGAGCGUGAACGACUAUGUGCCCACAGGUAUGGCAUUGGAGGAAUUCCACAAGCUGUCGCGCAACCAGCAGAAAAAAGUGAUGCAGACCGAGCAAUGGGCACUGCAUGCAGACGAGUACAAGGAGAAGCAGCGGGAGAAGGCACGCGAGAGCCGCAAGCGCAAGCGCGCACGGCAGGCGGACGCUCGGCCCCAGGAAAAGGUGGAGCAGACGGAAAGCACAGUGCGGAUAGUGCUGGACAUGGACUUUGACGACAAGAUGAACGACAAGGAGGUCAAGUCGAUGUGCUCGCAGGUGAUGCGCUGCUACGCGGUCAACCGGCAGGCCAAAAGGCGCGUCAACCUGCAUAUCACCAAACUGCAUGGCCGCGGCAGCGAGCGGUUCGCGACUGCACUGAAGGACCACAAGAUGUGGAGCAAGGAGCAUAUCACGUUUGACGACCGCGAGUAUAUCGACAGAUUCCAGAAGGAUGAGCUGGUGUAUUUGACGGCGGACUCGGACAAUGUGGUUGAGGAGCUGGAUCAGAACACGGUGUAUGUGGUGGGCGGGAUUGUGGACAAGAACCGGUACCCGAAGCUGACGCUGGACAAGGCGCAGCAGCAGGGCAUCAGACAUGCAAGGCUGCCGAUUGGCGAGUACGUGAAGAUGUCGACGCGCAAGGUCAUGACAGUGAACCAGAUCUUCGAGAUGCUGGUGAAGUUUGUCGAGACCGAGGACUGGAAGACGGCGUUCAUGGAGACGAUCCCGCAGCGCAAGUUCACCGAGGAAGAUAAGACAAGUUGAAAAAAUAUAUUGAUCCUUUU
This is a messenger RNA of Linderina pennispora, 890 nucleotides long. RefSeq lists its product as uncharacterized. The transcript has a single exon. The record is from RefSeq and is a predicted model, not a curated record. Gene Ontology annotation, molecular function: tRNA binding. Lineage: Eukaryota; Fungi; Kickxellomycota; Kickxellomycetes; Kickxellales; Kickxellaceae. Gene Ontology annotation, cellular component: nucleus. The coding region runs from base 31 to 870 and encodes 279 amino acids. Gene Ontology annotation, biological process: tRNA N1-guanine methylation.